Fraxinus pennsylvanica is the source of this 417-nucleotide messenger RNA. The record is from the annotation of a GenBank genome assembly. Lineage: Eukaryota; Viridiplantae; Streptophyta; Magnoliopsida; Lamiales; Oleaceae.
AUGCCCGCAGAUUCUUUAAGAUGCACCUCUGCUUUAACAGGUAUUCUGGCAUUUGUUUUCCUAAUCAUUACUGUAUACAUCGAUGUGUUUAAAUUGGUGAAAGGCUCUAUUGGAAUGCCCAGAUUGCUUCCCGAUAUUACUGAUAUUAAUUCAGCUUGGAAACUCUUUACCAUCGUCCGUGUUCUUUGGCUGCAUAUGUCUUCCAUUUUAAUGCCUGACAGUCCAGCCGAGCUAGGUAACAAGAUAUACGAGAUGAUGGCAAUGGCCCUUGGAGGAAGGUGGGGCAGACUCGAGGACAACGAAGCGGAAUCCACAGAAAAUGCUACAGAAUCUGACGCAAGCUCGUCUGAUGGUUCAGAAUCUCAAGUCGUUGAGGCCUCAGAAGUGAGGACUGAGAAUGAUCCUUGGAGUGCUUGA